Molecule: messenger RNA, 911 nt
Organism: Panicum virgatum (switchgrass)
Lineage: Eukaryota; Viridiplantae; Streptophyta; Magnoliopsida; Poales; Poaceae
Exons: 4
Coding region: 384-878 (164 amino acids)
Source: RefSeq, a predicted model, not a curated record
CUCGGCACCGCGCAACCACGGCCACGGUUCGAAACCCAGCCGCAUCUCUUUUCUCUAUUUUCCCCCGUCGCCCUCCCCCGACGUCCUCCACGGUGGAGCCCGCCCUCCUCCACUCCGACUCCUCCGCCGCCCCCAACCGCGCCCCCACUCCUCCGCCGCGCCGCCAGGGCGCAAGGCGCGGGCGGAUCGAGCCGACGAAGUCCAUCCGCGUCGCGGGCGCAAGGCAGUUUCUUGUGAAUCAAUAUAUUCAGUGUUCUCUUCCCUGGAGGCAUUCUUUUCUGAUGUCUUAGAAGACCCUGUUGGUGAAGUUCCUAGGCAGUGUCACGUUGUUUUCUGAAUGAAUAAAGUGGCAGAGUGGGAGCUUUUAUUGGCCUUAUGGAAUUAUGAUCGAGUUUCAGGUUGUGCAUUUUUUUUGCUGCAAUGCUAAUUUCUUGAGUGUUCCUGUUACAGAGGCUGUACUAUUGGGAGCAAAGAAUGCUGCAAUAGCUGGUACUGUGGUAGCAGUUCCCACGUUGGUCGGCUGCCGUGUCCUUCCUUGGGCUAAGGCUAAUCUCAACUACACCGCACAAACACUCAUCAUAUCUGCAGUAGCAGUGCGCUGGCUGGGAUCAUUCCGUUCGAGUGGUUUUCUAUCAGUAAAUUGUUCUACGAUUGUUGUUGCACAGAAACCUGCAUCAAUGGCUGAUGCACAUGACUUCUUCAAGCCCCUCACUGAUGUGAUUGCAAAAGCAACUGCAAUGACAGAACAUAGGAAGCCUGACUAUUUCAAUCAUUUAAAGAGUGUUGCUGACAGUCUCCCUACUUUGGUUGGAAGCCUGUUAUGUAGUGGUUGUUUUAGACUGAUCAUUUGUGAGAUUGGAUGCUACUGCAAAUUUUAGUUAUGGAUAUGAUCAUUUUGAAUUGAUCGAUAA